This is a messenger RNA of Saccostrea cuccullata (small rock oyster), 447 nucleotides long. RefSeq lists its product as uncharacterized. The transcript has 3 exons. The coding region runs from base 1 to 447 and encodes 148 amino acids. The record is from RefSeq and is a predicted model, not a curated record. NCBI's taxonomy places the organism in Eukaryota, Metazoa, Mollusca, Bivalvia, Ostreida, Ostreidae.
AUGGUUGUGGUCAACUUCACGCGAGCCUACGACUACCACACACACAAGGAGCACUGCCUUAAUCUCCACUACUACACUCACUAUAACGCGUACCUCUGGAAUGACGAGCGGUGUGCAGAACAUUGCUACCCUAUCUGUGAACAACCAAACCCAUGGAUACGAUUCACCCAUAAACCUUAUGUUCCUACCGCCACCACCACCACUUCUACCUCCAAGACCACAACCUCAGUCCCUUCCACCACCACAAAUACUGCCCUUCCACCGACUACCAAGCACUUACAAAUGGUGACACUGCCGCAGCACCCACAAACCUCUCAGCUUACAAACUGUCAAAGCGGAUGGAUCAGAUUUGGUUUCAGUUGUUAUCUUUUUGCUACAGACAUCUCGUACGACUGGAUUGAAUCAGGGGUAAAGGAUGAUUGUAUCGCUGGUAAAAUAAACGAAUAG